Messenger RNA from Anopheles cruzii, 1221 nucleotides. RefSeq names its product protein fuzzy homolog (gene fy). Bases 4 to 1221 code for a protein of 405 amino acids. The transcript is spliced from 3 exons. Lineage: Eukaryota; Metazoa; Arthropoda; Insecta; Diptera; Culicidae. The record is from RefSeq and is a predicted model, not a curated record. Gene Ontology annotation, biological process: non-motile cilium assembly; vesicle-mediated transport.
ACAAUGUCCAUCCACCUAAUGUGCCUCACGUCGGAUGGGGGUGUGCCCAUAUAUUCGAAGAAACGGGGAGAUUGCGAAACCUUACCGUUUUCGACGAUUGCCUCACUGAACGGGGUGCACAUGUUCUGUAAAUCGAAAGGCAUCGAUUUGCCCAUCACCUACCUGGAGGAGAGCGUGGUCAUGUGGAAAGAGUACGAAGGUACGAUCGUCAUGAUCGGGAUUUCGCGCGACAUCACCGAGAAAACGCUGCGCCACCUGCUUGACUACUCCUACCAGGCGAUGGUGUUCUGCGUGGGCAUUCAGUCGAUAAAGAAAAUUAAAAAUAUUGACCGCUUCAAGCGAGAGCUGAAACACUACUACCCGCUCGUGGAUCAGCUGCUCGAGGUAGUCGACAGCGACCUUUUCCGGUACGUCGAUUGUGUGCUUUGCACCGAGAGCGCGAGCAUGCUGGCGAAGCUGAACGAAUUCAGUGUCCAGAUCGGCUCACCGUUCUGCGCCUUGCUCGUACGCCAGCGAAUCGCCUGCGGUACCGAGGGCUGGUGGGAUUUGGACGUGAUCGAUCGGAAGCUGCUCAUGCUGCUACUCAACGCGUCCGCCACCAUUCAGCAGGAUGUGCCCGUUUAUUUGCCGAAAAAGUCGCCCAACAUCGCGUACCGCUUCAUUAGCAUUCCACUUACGCAGGGCGUUAGCAUUUGUGCAUUGUGCGGCGCUGAACCACCGUACGAUGUCCUUCAAGGUAUCAGCCAGCAGUUCUGGAUGGGCGAACUCGACAUGCUGAUCGCGGCCGAGCAGAACAAUGCGAAACAUUUCCCAUCGUCGAUCGAGCUUGAUCCACACAUUCUGGGCUUUCUGUUGCUUCAUCGGGAGCACGCGAAGUACGUUAUGUCUCGAGGCGUUACGCAGCCACAGAGCAACACCAGCACGGGAAGUAAACAGCAACGCACCGUCGGUCAGGCUAGUGGAGGAAACGAUCGAUUGGAUAUCCUUCGGGCGUUCUUCCACCAAUCGGUCGACGUCAUGGAGGAUACACUGCGCGAGGGUGAUCGUGUGAUUAACCUGGAACAGUACUGGUGUACGGAGUAUCACCAAUGCCACGCACUGAUCGAGGGCAGCAGCGUCCUGUGCGUUCUCUACACGUCGGCCAUCCCAACGCACCUCAUGAAGAUAGUAACACAAAAAACACUGAACACGUUGAUAUCGGAUAAGGAUGUAUGCUGGUAG